Molecule: messenger RNA, 654 nt
Organism: Alternaria atra
Lineage: Eukaryota; Fungi; Ascomycota; Dothideomycetes; Pleosporales; Pleosporaceae
Exons: 2
Coding region: 1-654 (217 amino acids)
Biological process (GO): 'de novo' IMP biosynthetic process
Cellular component (GO): cytoplasm
Molecular function (GO): phosphoribosylglycinamide formyltransferase activity
Source: RefSeq, a predicted model, not a curated record
AUGUCAGAUCGCCAUUUCAACCUCACCGUCCUGAUCUCAGGCAAUGGCUCGAACCUCCAAGCCCUCAUCGACGCAUGCGCAUCCGGCGCUCUCCCCAACACGCGCAUAACACAUGUUAUAUCAAAUCGCAAAGCGGCCUACGGUCUCGAACGCGCCAACAAGGCCUCAAUAACAACAACUUACCACAAUCUCGUCGCCUACAAAAAGAAACACCCCGAUGCCACCGACGCGGUCCGCCGUGAAGAAUAUGACGGUGACCUCGCAAACAUAAUAUUACACGGGCCACACCCACGCCCCGAUCUCAUCGUCUGCGCAGGCUGGAUGCACAUUGUUACUACUGCCUUUCUCUCACCCAUCGCCGAGGCGGGCAUCAAGAUAAUAAACCUACAUCCCGCUUUGCCGGGCGAGUUUGCGGGCGCGAACGCGAUUGAGCGCGCAUGGAAGGCGGGUAAAGAGGAAGGGCUGAAGAGGACGGGUGUUAUGAUUCAUGAGGUUAUUGCCGAGGUGGAUGCUGGAGACGCCAUUGUUACUCAAGAGGUGGAGUUGAAGGAGGGAGAGACAUUGGAUAAGCUAGAAGAGAGGAUUCAUGGAGUUGAGCAUGGACUGAUUGUUGAGGGCACUAGGAAAGUGCUUGCGGAGUUGGGGAAGAAGUGA